This is a messenger RNA of Osmerus eperlanus (European smelt), 4164 nucleotides long. RefSeq names its product diacylglycerol kinase, zeta b (gene dgkzb). Gene Ontology annotation, cellular component: nucleus. The transcript has 33 exons. Gene Ontology annotation, molecular function: protein binding; ATP-dependent diacylglycerol kinase activity. Bases 109 to 3981 code for a protein of 1290 amino acids. Lineage: Eukaryota; Metazoa; Chordata; Actinopteri; Osmeriformes; Osmeridae. The record is from RefSeq and is a predicted model, not a curated record. Gene Ontology annotation, biological process: diacylglycerol metabolic process; regulation of synaptic transmission, glutamatergic; lipid phosphorylation.
GGGCUGGGCUGGGCUCUCUAAUCCUGUGUCCCUCGUUGACGUAUUUCUGCACCAACAGCGUGAGAGGAUAAUCUAAGAAGGACCAUCCUUCCCCGGGUCCCCGUCGCUAUGGACACCUUUUUCCGCCACUUCAAGCGGAAGGACACCGGCCCUCCGUCCGAGGAUGUCUACUGUUGCGCCCGCCGGCCUAGUGUCGCCGUGCCGACCAGCAAGGCCCGGCGGCGCUCCAGCGUAGGGCUCCCGUCGGCCGCCCUGGCCCAGCGCCGGGGCUCCCGCGUGCAGCAGGGGCCCAGCGCCGGGGGCGGCAGGCUGGCCAGGGUGGUGUGCUACGGCAAGGCGUCCAGCUACAGCAAGGCGUCCGGCUACGUCCGGAGGCGAUCCAGCACCACCACUCCCAGCAUGAACCCGCGCUUCGCCGUGCGGCGCAGGAAGGCGGGGAAGUUGCGCACCAUCGACACCCACCUGCUGGGGCCGUCCAUGCUGCUGGCCAGCCUCAUCCAGAUGACCGAGGAGGAUGAGGAGGGGGGAGGAGGGGGGCCCGCCGGGGAGCCCCAGGUGGAGGUGAGGGUAGGCAACCAGCCCCCGUCCCCCUCCAGCACCCUCCACUCCGACGGGGACGACAGCGACGACCUGAGCCCCGACGAUGGAGCCAGCCGGUCGGAGGGUGAAGACCUGCCCUCUGAGGAGGAGUCGUCCGUGGCCGAGGACGUCAGCUUGUCGGACCAGGAGAUGGAGGACACCUCGUGGUGGCUCAACCCCCGACCCUCCAGCUCCUCCUCGCCUCUAGGGGCGCUGGUGGAGAGCGUGCCGUCACCCUCGCGGCCGCUCAUACGUGCCCCUCGCUGCCUAAGAAGGAACUCCUCGCGGUUGUUGCCGGGCGAUGCGGGCCGCUACGUGCGGUCCAGCCAGAGGAAGAGGAGGCGGCUCUCCCACAUCUCCAAGGUGGGGAGUCCCUGGCCGGGCCGCGGCCCCCCCAUGCCCAGCCGGAGGAGCUCUGUGUACCUCCACCACUCCGCCCUCUACAGGGGCCCUGGGGCCCUCAGUCCUGGGCUGGGGGCUCACUAUGACCCCCGGCUGGAGAGCUGGACUGGCUUCCUCCUGAAAGCCAUAGCUAAGUCUGGCCUGCAGCAUCUGACCACCGAGCCCAGCGCCUCCUCGCCCUGCAAGACUGAGCCCCCCAGAGAGAUACGCAGCACCGUGGACUGGACUGAAAACGCCCAGUUUGGGGACCAUAUCUGGUUUGAAACAAGCGUUUCUGGGGAUUUCUGCUAUGUAGGGGAGCAGUACUGCAUCGCCAAAACCAUGCAAAAAUCGGUGGCAAGGAAGAAAUGUGCUGGUUGCAAGAUAUCGGUCCAUACAAUGUGUAUUGAGCAGCUAGAAAAAAUAAAUUUCAGGUGCAAGCCAUCGUUCAGGGAUCCAGGAUCCAGGAACAUUCGAGAACCCAACGUUGUCCGACACCACUGGGUCCACAGGCGCCGGCAGGGGGGGAAGUGUCGACAGUGCGGGAAGGGUUUCCAGCAGAAGUUCUCGUUCCACAGUAAAGAGAUUGUUGCCAUUAGCUGUUCGUGGUGCAAGCAGGCAUACCACAACAAGGUGACCUGCUUCAUGCUGCAGCAGAUCGAAGAGCCCUGCUCCCUGGGAGCACAUGCCUCUGUCAUCGUCCCUCCCACCUGGAUCGUACGCGUCCGGAAAGCGCAGACCUCGUUAAAAUCAAGUAAAAAGAAGAAACGCACGUCUCUUAAGUGCAAGCCCAGCAAGAAGGGUCCAGAGCUCCAGGACGGCCAGUGGAAGCCCUUUGUCGUGAAGCCCAUUCCCUCCCAGCUCAUGAAGCCUCUGCUGGUGUUCGUCAACCCCAAGAGUGGAGGCAACCAGGGAGCUAAGAUAAUCCAGUCGUUCAUGUGGUACCUGAACCCACGCCAGGUGUUUGACCUCACACAGGGAGGACCUAGAGAGGGGUUGGAAAUGUAUGCCAAAGUGCCUAACCUGCGGAUAUUAGCGUGUGGAGGGGAUGGAACUGUGGGUUGGAUCCUUUCUGUUCUGGACCAGCUGCAACUGAACCCUCAGCCCGCGGUGGCCAUCCUUCCUCUGGGGACAGGAAAUGACCUGGCGCGCACCCUCAACUGGGGAGGGGGCUACACGGACGAGCCGGUGUCCAAAAUCCUGUCUCACGUGGAAGAUGGGAACGUGGUCCAGCUGGACCGCUGGUCCCUGCAGGUGGAGCCCAACCCCGAGGUCUGCCAGGAGGAGAAGGAUGAGCACCAGACCGACAAGCUCCCCAUAGACGUGUUCAACAACUACUUUAGCCUGGGCUUCGACGCUCACGUCACUCUGGGCUUCCACGAGUCCAGAGAGGCCAACCCAGAGAAAUUCAACAGCCGUUUUCGCAAUAAGAUGUUCUAUGCAGGGACGGCCUUUUCUGACUUCUUAAGUGGCAGCUCCAAAGACCUGGCCAAACACAUCAAAGUUGUGUGUGACGGCACAGACCUGACCUCUAAAGUUCAGGACCUCAAGUUGCAGUGUCUUCUCUUUCUCAACAUUCCCAGGUACUGCGCUGGCACCAUGCCUUGGGGUCACCCUGGCGACCACAACGACUUUGACCCCCAGAGACACGACGAUGGCUGCAUCGAGGUCAUCGGCUUCACUAUGACCUCCCUGGCCACGCUGCAGGUGGGGGGUCACGGGGAGCGUCUCCACCAGUGUAAGGAGGUGACCCUGACCACCUCCAAGCCCAUCCCCAUGCAGGUGGAUGGGGAGCCCUGCAAGCUGGCCCCCUCCCUCAUCCACAUCACCCUCAGGAACCAGGCCAACCUGGUGCAGAAGACCAAGAGGAGGAUCUCCAUGCCCCAGCUCAACGAUCAGCAGUUCCUUCCUGAGAACCUGCAGAUCAGAGUGAGCAGGAUCAGCAUGCACGCAUAUGAGGCCUUGCACUACGACAAGGACAAACUGAAAGAGGCCUCUAUCCCUCUGGGGGUCAUCAUUGUGCCGGGAGACAGCGACCUGGAGACGUGUCGAUCACACAUUGAGACUCUCCAGCAGACCCUGGAUGAGGAAAGUGAUGGGUUGAAAUCAGAGAGUCUGUCCUCCCAAAAGCUAUCCCCGAAAUGGUGCUUUCUUGACUGCACAACUGCCGAUCGGUUCUACAGGAUAGACCGUGCGCAGGAGCACCUGAACUACGUGACAGAGAUCUCCCAGGACGAGCUGUUCAUCCUGGACCCUGAGCUGGUGCUGAAGGAGACGGUGGGCACGUCUCCAGGCAUGCCCGACCUGGUGGACUCCUACGGGGAGGCCCAGCCCGACGCCCAGCAAUUCGCCUUCCCCUCCUCCUCCUCCUCCCCCAUCUCCUCUCCUGGACCACGGGCGAGGGAUUCUCAGAGGAAGAGGGUUUCCAGUGACAGCUCUGUGAUCGAGACUCUGGCCUACGGUGGCUCCCAGGCCUCCUCCAAGACAGGCCUCUGCAGGAGAGGUGCUAAGGUUGUCAGUGUUCAUCGGUCCACCGCAACGUUAGCCAGUUUCAAACCCUUGUCUAGUUCUGAAAGCACUGCCUCAAGCGACCCAGAAAAAGUUUCAGAGUUGAUGGAGUGUGUGAAGUCAGAAGACCUUCACAGGCUCAGGGAGCUACACCAACAGGGGGCCGACAUGGCGACCCAGGACAGCCUGGGGGGCACGUUACUCCACUAUGCCGUGAGCUUGGGCAACAAGGAGAUUGUCAAGUACAUCAUAGACAACGCUCCUACAAGCCACCUGGAUGUUCCAGAGAGGGAGACAGGGGAGACCGCCCUUCACAAAGCAGCCACGGCGUGUGAGAGAACCAUCUGCCACUACCUGGUGGAGGCCGGAGCAUCUCUCAUGAAGACAAACCUGCAGGGUGAGACACCUAAGCAGCGAGCAGAGAAGGCAGAGGACCAGGAGCUGGCGGAGUACCUGGAGAACCGCCAGCACUACCAGAUGAUCCAGAGAGAGGACCAGGAGACUGCUGUCUAACACACACAUACGUACACACACACGUACAUACACACACACCCUCUCUUUUUCACACAUAUACACACAAGUGCAUGUACACACACACACCAUCUUCCUCCUCCCCUCCUCUCUCUCAGCCGAACCAUCCUUCUCCAGAAGGAAGCUGUUGAACAGGGUUCCUGAGGUCCCCUCCAGGUCUACACG